AAGCUAUUUCCCAACUCAGCAGUUACCAAAGUGCAGGCUGCUAACCCUCAGGUGGAGCCGUCCAUGGACUCCGUUCAAGGCCAUGCGCUUAUUUCCUAGAGGUUUGUGCCGGUUUCCUAGAGACCUGAAAAAAUCUGAGGGUUGUAAUUGUUCAGCCCAUGAAUGGCCCUUUGGUUACGGAGUAGACAGUGGCGUGUAUAAAAGCAGAGGAAGCGCACAUGCUCAGAUCAGUGUGGUCACUCAGACUGUUCCCUCACAGACAGCAAACUUUCCUCAGGCUCUGUGAUUCACUGCUCAGCUGCAGACAUGGUCAUCAGUGUUGCCCUCAUCUGGGCCGUUGUGGUGGGACUCUGCUGCUGCCUCUGGCUCGUUUUGGGGAUCCGCAGGAGGCAGCCCGGAGAACCUCCUGUAGAAAAUGGCUGGAUCCCCUACAUGGGUUGUGCUCUUCAGUUCGGCGCUAACCCAUUGGAAUUCCUCCGUAGCAGACAGAAGAAAUUUGGCCACAUUUUCACGUGUAAGAUCGCUGGAUGUUUUGUCCACUUCCUCUGCGACCCAUUCUCUUAUCACUCUGUCAUCCGUCAAGGGAGGCAUCUGGACUGGAAGAAGUUUCACUUCGCAGCAUCUGCCAAGGCAUUUGGUCAUGAAAGCAUGGACCCGAGCCAUGGACACACAACGGAGAACCUUCACCAGACUUUCCUGAAGACUUUGCAAGGCGAUGCUCUCCCGUCUCUCAUUGAAAACAUGAUGGAGAACCUGCAGAGUGUCAUGCUCCAGUCCAACAUGCUCAAAUCCAGCAGCUCGGAAUGGGAAGUGGACGGAAUCUUCGCUUUCUGCUACAAGAUCAUGUUCGAGUCCGGCUACCUCACGCUGUUCGGAAAGGAGUUGGACGGAGACAAGACAGUUGCGCGUCAGCAAGCCGAGAAAGCGCUAGUCCUCAAUGCUCUGGAGAACUUCAAGGAGUUUGAUAAGAUUUUCCCUGCACUCGUCGCGGGUCUCCCCAUCCACGUAUUCAAGAGCGGCCACAGUGCGCGCGAGAACCUUGCCAAAACCAUGCUGCACGAGAAGCUCAGCAAGCGCACCAAGAUUUCUGACCUCAUAUCUCUGAGAAUGCAGCUCAAUGAUUCAUUAUCAACCUUCAACGAGCUGAGCAAAGCCAGGACUCACGUCGCCAUCCUGUGGGCCUCACAAGCCAACACCUUACCCGCAACAUUCUGGACACUCUUCUACCUCAUCAGAUGUCCAGCAGCAAUGAAGGCAGCUACUGAGGAAGUAAAGAACGUGUUUGAGAGCUCUAACCAGAAAGUCGAUCCCAAAGAUCCUAAACUGGUCCUAACCAGAGAGCAGUUAGACAACAUGCCAGUUCUCGACAGUAUAAUAAAGGAAGCCAUGAGACUGUCUAGUGCUUCUCUAAAUGUCAGGGUGGCUAAAGGAGAUUUCUUGCUCCAUCUGGACAACAUGGAAUCGUACCGGAUCCGUAAAGACGACGUGAUAGCGCUGUAUCCGCAAAUGCUCCACUUCGAUCCUGAGAUCUACGAAGAUCCUCUGACAUACAAGUACGACAGAUUCUUGGAUGAAAAGGGACAGGAGAAGACGUGUUUUUAUCGAGGAGGACGUAGACUGCGCUACUACUACAUGCCCUUCGGCUCCGGAGUCACCAAAUGCCCCGGGCGAUUUUUCGCUGUUCAUGAGAUUAAGCAGUUCCUGUCUUUGGUGCUGUCCUACUUUGAGAUGGAGCUUUUGAAUUCUGAAGUGAAAGUUCCUCCUUUGGAUCAGUCCCGUGCCGGCCUCGGCAUUUUACAGCCCACAUACGACGUCGACUUUAAAUACAGACUCAAAACACAAUAGAACUUCACCCCCUGUUCAUAUUUAAUGUAAAUAGUGUAUAUUUUUGUUUAGCUAUAGUUGUUGAUAGUGAAAUUUUAAAGUGUUCUUAAUUGUUUCUAAAAUGUUGUGAUAUAAAAUUGACGUUUUUUUUCCCAAACCAGUAUAAAGCCUCAGCUAUGAAAUAAUAACGCUAACAGCGUCCUCAUUAACAUUCCACAGUGACUGCAAUAAAGUGAUUUAAGUGAUUUGAUAUUUGCACUGAUUUCUUUUCGAUGGCUCUUGAAUGCUGCUGUGUAAAACGUCUCUGCUGACUGAUAUCAGUAAUAUUUACUGCCAAGACUUAUAGAAGUGAUCUAUUCUGAAAGAACGAAUGAAUGAAUGAAUGAUCUGCUGAAAUGGUCUUGUAUAUAAAGUGAGAUUAUUUUAACGUUUUAAUUCUGUAAUUUUCUCUAAACAGAAUUGUUUGUCAGGAUUACCAUGCACACAAUGUUCACGCCUCCUUUAACUCAGAAUUCAA
Hemibagrus wyckioides is the source of this 2341-nucleotide messenger RNA. RefSeq names its product cytochrome P450 7A1 (gene cyp7a1). The transcript has 6 exons. Gene Ontology annotation, molecular function: iron ion binding; cholesterol 7-alpha-monooxygenase activity; heme binding. Gene Ontology annotation, biological process: cellular response to glucose stimulus; bile acid biosynthetic process; cholesterol homeostasis. Bases 307 to 1845 code for a protein of 512 amino acids. Lineage: Eukaryota; Metazoa; Chordata; Actinopteri; Siluriformes; Bagridae. The record is from RefSeq and is a predicted model, not a curated record.